AGUCAGUGAGUUCGCAUGGAGAAAGGAGCGCGAGAGGAAAUUCCUGCGCCAUUGGGCGAGGUGAGGAGCUUCUGACAGGCUUGCACUUACAGACACACUGCAUGAUGGCACUGAGAAAGGUCGCUGCCUCAAUUCCGCCUUGUAUCCAGAAGCAAGGUUUUUGACACUUGAGAAUGGUGCAGAACAUGGAGAUCAACGUGUCAUCCCUGACAGACUCAGAGCAAGAUUUCAUACUAGAAGUCUUACGGCGGGAUGAGGAACUGAGAUGCUUGGAGGAGCAGCGGGUGAAGAGGCUGAAAGCUGAGUUGCUGGAAGUCAGAAGAAAGGGGGCCAAACGUGGCAGUGGAAAAUACAGUGAACGCAGCUGUGGUCGCUGCCAGGAACCUAUGGGCCUUCUGACCCGUGGCGGUAGCCAGUGCAGGGCAUGCAAACAUCACGUUUGUCGAAAAUGUCAAUCUGUUCGAUCCAACGGGUCUUGGGUGUGCACAGUGUGUGCAAAAGAGAUAGAUCUGAAGAUGAGCACUGGAGACUGGUUUUAUGACGAGAGGGUUAACCGCUUCUCUACAGCUCCUGGACACAACUUGGUCCGAGUUUCCCUCAGGAAGAGCUCUCCGAUUAAAAGGCGUGAGACAGCUGGGGAAUUGCUGUUAAACAAAACUGCCUUAAAUUCCCGCCAGGCUGUGCCUAUGCCCAAACCUAGACUGAAGGACGUCACACAAACAAACAAGAGCUCUCCUCCUGAGGUUAAUGAGGGACUUGAAGUAAGAGAGCAACAGCGUAGUGACACAGAAUCGGCAGAGAAAUCCAGUCUGAGCAGCAGCCACACUGAAUCAUCCCACAGUACCCCACUUAUGCAGAGAAAAGAGAUGACCGCUCAGAUCAGCCCGGCAGGCUCUACUGUGUCCAGACUGACAGUACCCACUAACACUAACAGCAUUUCAAGCUCCACCUCAGUCAUUGAAGCAGCCUCUUUAAUUCAUCACAUGAAUGUCUGCUCUGACUCCUUGCGUGAUGUCGAUGGGAUUUUCAAGAAAAGCAUCAGAAAAGUGCACAAACUCUCAGAUAUUAAACCAGCCUCCACACUUGAUUUGCGAAAAGAUGGAAUGGAGAGUACUGCAUCUUCUUUGAGAGACAGAAGCAAGUCAGUGCCUGGCCUUAAUGCUGAGGAGGAUGAGGAGGAGGAUGAAGAUAUUGAUAACUUGGUGAAUAUACACAGACAAAAAUUUGGUGAUAGCUGGGGAAAUCUGCAAGGCUCAAGGAGCACUCUGGGCAGUACAAUGAGUGUAUACAGUGAAGCAGGAGACUAUGACAGUGUGGAAGUGAGUGGAGAAAUCAUCUUCUCUCUCUGCUAUGAUGAUCAUAGUCAGAGCCUGACUAUCUUGGUCUGUGAGUGCCGAGGGCUGGCUUAUGUUGAUGUAGCAAAAAAGAAGUGCAAUCCAUAUGUCAAGGCUUACCUUCUCCCAGACAAAAGCAAGAAGAAAACAUCCAUCAAACUUAAAACAAUCAACCCCAGUUUUAAGGAAACCCUGAAGUAUUCUAUCAAUCGUACCCAGCUGGCAACACGUACACUACAACUCUCAGUUUGGCACUAUGAUCGUUUUGGUCGAAAUGUUUUUCUGGGUGAAGUUGAAGUGCCAUUGGAUGACUGUGACAUUGACUCUGCCCAUGAGGAGUGUAUGGCUCUUAGAGGAAAGGGAGCUACCCCGUCAGCACUAUCUCCAUUUAAUCAAUACAAAGGAGAGCUGGUGGUUUUACUUAAAUAUGUAACAGCAAAUAAUUUGGAUAAUGCUAAGGGAAAAGGGAAAAAGGCCAGACCUGAGGAUGGUGCUGAGCUGCAUGUGUUGAUCAAAGAGGCCAAAAAUCUGACUGCCAUGAAAGCUGGAGGUGUAUCUGAUUCCUUCGUGAAAGGGUAUCUGCUGCCAUCAAAGAACAAGGCUUCCUUUAAGAGGAAGACUCAGGUAGUGAAGAAGACCCUGAACCCACACUACGACCACACAUUUAUCUACAAAGAUUUGAUUCUGGAGCAGCUGAAGGAUAUGUGUCUGGAGCUCACUGUCUGGGACAGAGAGACCCUGUCCAGCAACGACUUCCUGGGAGGAGUCCGCAUCGGCUUGGGAGCAGUGACUGUGAAGGAGGGGAAGGAAGAGUGGGUGGCAGACUCGACAGGGGAGGAGAUCUCACUGUGGCAGAAGAUGAUGCAGUAUCCAGACUCUUGGGCAGAGGGCACUCUUCCACUCCGCUCGUCCAUGGGAAGGGGCAAGUAAGGACAU
Xyrauchen texanus (razorback sucker) is the source of this 2270-nucleotide messenger RNA. Its product is annotated as synaptotagmin-like protein 4. NCBI's taxonomy places the organism in Eukaryota, Metazoa, Chordata, Actinopteri, Cypriniformes, Catostomidae. The transcript is spliced from 18 exons. Gene Ontology annotation, molecular function: neurexin family protein binding; small GTPase binding. Gene Ontology annotation, cellular component: exocytic vesicle; plasma membrane. Gene Ontology annotation, biological process: intracellular protein transport; exocytosis. Bases 174 to 2264 code for a protein of 696 amino acids. The record is from RefSeq and is a predicted model, not a curated record.